Ceratina calcarata is the source of this 4596-nucleotide messenger RNA. It is a transcript of the gene flfl, whose product is annotated as serine/threonine-protein phosphatase 4 regulatory subunit 3 flfl. Gene Ontology annotation, molecular function: protein phosphatase activator activity. The record is from RefSeq and is a predicted model, not a curated record. Lineage: Eukaryota; Metazoa; Arthropoda; Insecta; Hymenoptera; Apidae. The transcript has 5 exons. Bases 1126 to 3585 code for a protein of 819 amino acids. Gene Ontology annotation, biological process: DNA damage response; protein dephosphorylation. Gene Ontology annotation, cellular component: protein phosphatase 4 complex; nucleoplasm.
GCAUGUUUGAAAUUAAUUCGACGAUUUCUUGUGGACGAUCGAGUGGUCUUAAAUCGAAGGAUGAGUAAAAAUCGUACAGCCCGCUCAACUCCUUGAGAUACACGAGGCGAACCCCGUAGCGCGUUGUUGUGAUCUAACAUGGCGGAGUGUAGUGUUGUGGCUGCUCAGUGUCUAUGUCAAUUUUAGGCUGAUUCUGGCUGGUAAGAACGGAAAGAUUGCGAUGAUCGGCGAUCGGUGUGUCGCGUGGGAUCGAUUAAAGUAGCCGUGCACUUACGGGCUGAUCUAUCGUAAGAGGAUUGAAUUGAAUAUCUGUUCCCUUCGUCGCGGGAAUCGUACACAGCGGUGAGAGAGAGCACGCAGAGUGCCCGUCUUCCCAGCAACAAAAUUUUCACCCGACCUUUCACGAGAACGAGUCCGGCGCGUCCGCAAUACUCGCCGUGAUACCCAGAUUUCGCUUCGUCGUAUCUAAGCGACACGUGAUCGCGGGAACGUGCACAGCGUAAACUUUUCCCGCGCGUCCUGAGAGGUUUUCUUGGCGCAAGAAUCAAGGCUUAUGCAACAACCAGCGCAUAAACAUCUAUUACGGUAAACAAUCGUCGUUCCGUCAACCAAAACUCGGAGGCAUGCGAGCUGCGUGACAGAUGAUCGCGCGAGCUGAUGUUACAUCCAGACGAUUUUAGUGAGAACAUACGAUAUCGUGUAUGUAAGUUCGUCGAACGAGGUAUUAUACAAUUAGUGUGGGGGAGCCUGAGAAAGGACACACACGUGAAGUCUCCAAUAUUUCGAGAUAGUCGUUUAUGGAAAUGAAUAAAAAUAUGAAUUUCUGGAUCCACAAUUGAGCAAAGAAGAACGUGGUAUAUAUGCAUGGAUUGAAACGUUGAGAGGACCUUGUAUACUCAAAACAGUGUUUUCAUAUUGUACAGUUAAUAAGAAAUCUUAAUGGGUGUCAAAGAGGUAACUGACAGACCGAUACGUGCAGGUUUUUAUGCAUUCGAUAUAUCGAAAAGUUGAGAAUCCUUGAUAAGUAUAUUUAAAGAACCAAAGAGUUGGUAAGUGUAAACGGAAAAGGGAUGCGAGGUAGUUGGUGAUAUUAUACGACAGUCUGUACAAGCUAUCAUUUGCAACAUGACGGACACACGAAGAAGAGUGAAGUUAUAUGCACUCAAUGUUGACAGACAGUGGGACGAUCGUGGCACAGGACACGUCUCUUCUUCGUAUGUAGAUAGACUGAAAGGAAUAUCGCUUUUGGUCAGAGCAGAGAGCGAUGGCUCUGUUCUGUUAGAAAGUAGAAUACAACCUGAUACAGCGUAUCAGAAGCAACAGGAUACUUUAAUAGUAUGGUCAGAAGGCGAGAACUUUGACUUAGCCUUAAGUUUUCAAGAGAAGGCUGGCUGUGAUGAGAUUUGGGAGAAGAUAUGCCAAGUUCAAGGAAAAGAUCCAUCCGUUGAAAUCACCCAGGAAAUCGUUGAAGAAUCGGAAGAUGAACGAUUCGAUGACAUGUCCGAUGCCGCCCCGCCGAUUGAAUUACCUCCUUGCGAAUUGAGCAGAUUGGAAGACAUCAACGAACUAAUAGGAAAUUGUUUAUCCUCUCAAAUAAGGAAGGAUAAAUUGGCGUUGGCUUUAGAAACAGAAGGGUACAUUAAGAAGCUGUUGAAUUUGUUUCACACUUGCGAGGAUUUAGAGAACAUCGAGGGACUACACCACCUGUAUGACAUAUUUAAGAAUAUUUUCCUACUUAAUAAAAACACGUUGUUCGAAGUUAUGUUUAGCGAGGACACGAUUUUCGAAGUUGUUGGUUGUUUGGAGUACGAGCCGACGUUACCUCAGCCGAAGAGGCACAGAGAAUACCUUCGACAAUUAGCCAGAUUUAAGCAACCGAUUCCUAUAACGAACGCCGAGUUGUUAGCUAAAAUUCAUCAGACGUAUCGGGUUCAGUACAUUCAGGACGUGGUCUUGCCGACGCCGAGCGUGUUCGAGGAUAACAUGUUGAACACUCUGAGUAGCUUUAUAUUUUUUAAUAAGGUGGAAAUAGUAACCUUGAUACAAGAUGACGAGAAAUUCCUUAACGAACUGUUCCGCCAGUUGACCGACGAGGCGACGUCGGACAGCAAGAGACGCGAUCUCGUUCUUUUCUUAAAAGAGUUUUGUAACUUUUCGCAAAAUCUUCAGCCACAAGGGAAGGAGGCAUUUUAUAAAACUCUAACAGCGCUUGGUAUUCUGCCCGCGUUAGAAAUUACUUUGGCGAUGAACGAGGCCCAAACAAAAACGGCCAGCAUAGACAUACUGACGUAUAUAGUCGAAUAUUCUCCGAGCGUCGUUCGGGAUUAUACAUUGCAACAAAUAAACAAUACAGAACAGGACCAAAUGUUAAUAAACGUGAUAGUUGCUCAACUGGUCGGCGACAGCGACCCAGAAUUGGGCGGAGCCGUACAGUUGGCUGGCGUCUUACGUCUGCUCCUAGAUCCGGAGAACAUGUUGGCUUCCGUUAACAAGUCAGAAAAGACUGAUUUCUUAAACUAUUUCUACAAGAAUAGUAUCGGGACGCUAAUCGCGCCGCUGUUAGCGAACACGAUCGGGGAUCGACCGGCGAGGGAGGAUUAUAGAACCGUGCAGCUUCUAGGAUUGAUUUUAGAGUUACUAUCGUUCUGUGUCGAGCAUCAUACGUACCACAUCAAGAAUUGCAUACUGAACAAAGAUCUACUUAAACGAAUAUUGGUUUUAAUGAAGUCGACGCACACAUUUUUGGUACUGUGCGCGUUAAGGUUUAUGAGAAAGAUCGUGGCGCUGAAGGACGAAUUCUACAAUAGGUAUAUCAUUAAGGGAAACUUGUUUGCGCCUGUAUUCGACGCGUUCGUCAGAAACAAUGGUAGAUACAAUUUGUUGGAUUCCGCUAUUCUCGAGAUGUUCGAGUUUAUUAAACUGGAGGAUAUCAAGUCGUUAUGUUCGCACGUUGUUGAAAAUUUCUCCAAAGAACUGGAAGCGACCGAUUAUGUACAAACGUUUAAGGCAUUGAGAUUAAGGUAUGAACAGCACCAAGACAAGUUGAAAGAUCGGGAUAGAGCAGCUCUUGACAGCGUUCCAUCCAUAUUGAGGAAUAGUCGAUACAGAAGGGACCAGAGACAGCUAGAUGAAGAGGAGGAAAUGUGGUUCAACGAAGAGGAAGACUUUGAUGAGGGUGAGGCGGUCGUACCCGCAGCGGCAGCAGAUCUUGUUCCUCCGGCUUCUGCUAAAAAAUCGUCGUCAACUUCAAAUUCUGCACUUAAUCCUGCUUUUGCAGAUUCUAAAAUCCACCAUCAGCAGCAGCAGCAGCAGCAGUCCGUGCUGAACAAUAAUACUGCUAACAAUAACAUUACCUCGCAACAAUCGCAAAUCAAUAGUACCACUACUACUACGUCGACGACGACGACGUCGACGAACGAAUCUCCGAUUACCUCGGAAAUCAGUCCGAAUUCACCAAUUGGUACUGUAGAAAAAAGUGGUAGCGGAUUAUUCAAGAAGGGUUUGGUGGAUUAUGAAGGCGACUCGGACGAGGAAGAUGAGGACACAGAAGUGACACCUUCGCCGAAGCGGCAGAGAUUGUCAUAGUAGGCAAAACGGAAGAGGACCGAACAAAUUUCGUGGUUUUUCAAUUGUUGCUACCAUUUCUGGCUCUCCUACGUACGGGAAGGUUUCGAUCGGGAGGUCGCACUGUCUCAACUAUUUCGCAACAGAUAAAGGACCAUUCUCUUUUAAGUGAGUGAACGUAAAACGAAGAAAUAUGUGUUUCGAAAAAUGUGGUGGACAUUGACAUACCUCUUUGUGCUGCUGGCUUGUGUAUAAAUACAUACGAGACGCAACAGUAUCGAACGCAGGUGGGUGAAUAGGGAAUAUAUGUCCGUGAAAUAGGAAUAUAUGUAAGUAAGAUUUUAAAAGAAAAAUGGAUUGAAGGAAGAUAGAACUUUCUUUAAAUGACGGCAUAUAUGUAAUUGACGAUAAAGUUGUGGCAUAAUAUUGUAUGACCACAUGUAUGUUAAAAAAAUAUUAAGAUUUUAACAUGAAAUAGUCCAUUCCACGCGUUUGUCUGGAAAACACACACCCCAUGUAAUAGGAGAAAAUUUAUUUCGCAAAUAGGCUAAGAAACUCUAGCCAGGCCUAGUGCUUCUUACAGAAGAGUCUACAGCCUCUAAGCGUGUGCUUAGGUUCGCGUAAUAAACUGUGACCAUACGUCAUAUUUACAGGUCUCAUUAAAAAAAAAAAACAACUUAUUAUGUAUAAAACAAAAAAAUUCACGUGAGACAAGUACACGACCGCACAAAAAAAACAAUUAAGUGUUUUUGUUUCGCCAUCCACAACAUUUCUUAUUCGCGCGACGGGCCAGUGGAUACCCGUUGUCAAUAAGUGGGAGGAUCGAGCACCACGAAAAUUCAUUGGAAAACGAUUCUUCAGUUUGUAUAUAUAUGUAUAUUUGUAACGAUUGUAAAACAACCAGUCGCGGGUAUAAGAAGCAGAUUCAUUCUAAAACAGAUUCAGUUCCCAUUUAAGGUUCUUCGAACGAGCUUUUCGGUUGUCAAUGUAAGUACUAGAAACUGUACAAUAAACAUAUUUGAUUUGUGUAUA